Molecule: messenger RNA, 3616 nt
Organism: Athalia rosae (coleseed sawfly)
Lineage: Eukaryota; Metazoa; Arthropoda; Insecta; Hymenoptera; Athaliidae
Exons: 6
Coding region: 1433-1990 (185 amino acids)
Source: RefSeq, a predicted model, not a curated record
UACAUUACUAAUCGUAAAAAAUGAAAUCAUUAAUCCUGUAAUAAGAAUAACUAUCCGUAUGUAUACCCCACAUUUUGUUUAUUUAUAUCUCAAAAUAUAAAUACUUCGAAGAAACUAUUUCAUUCGCACCUAAAAUUCUGUUUCUUCACCUCUUUCUGCAGAAUUACUUGGAAAAAUUGCCGUACGAGUAACGAAUUUUAUGAAUAAAUUUUUGAUCGAACUAUUUUCGUACUGUAUCAGUGCGCUGCUCGUGAAAAAAAAAACGAUGAUAAGGCGUUAAUAUAUAUGUAUAAACACAUGAUGAAAAAUAAAAUAAAAUAAUAUGACCGAAUACAUAAAAAUAAAGUAAAAACAAAAAAGCGAACUAGAAAGAUAAACGUGUCAUUCGUUAUUUUUUGCGUUCUAAUAAUUGAUACAUAUAUCCUAUCGCAAGAAGUAAAAGCCACAGUCGCCAUUUCGCGUUUCAAAUCUUUAAUCCUCCGGUUUGUCUUCAAACGUUCAAACAUCCGUGCAGAUUAAUAACGUGACAGGGUUGUCGAGAAGCGAAAUAUUUUUUUCGUCUCGCCCUGCAGCUCAGAGUUUUUUCCCCAUUUUGUACGCUUGUACGUGGAAUGUAAGUAAGAUUUUAUACGUCGAAAAACUUGAUUUCGACCGGACAACCUCGACCCGUGUCUCGCAAGUGCAGUGGAGUAAUAACGCAACGUUAUAGUUUUGAACAAAGAGAGAGGAAAAAAAGUUUAUCAGUUUCUUGAGUUUUCCAAAUUCGCGACGUCACUUAUUGCGAGCAAAAAAGAAUGGCGAAUUUCCUGCGACUUGGAGAAUAUUCAGCAGAAAGACGUCUUAAACUUGAGAAUUGGGAAACUUUGUUCGAUAAUCCCAUGCAAGACAAAUUGUGCAGCAGACCGUGUUUUCUCGAUUUUCUUUUUUCUUCGUCACUUUAUCGGGGUAUGUUAUCAGUUCUAUUCCACCUUUUGUUGCACGGUCACGGUUCGGCCAGUAUAUUUCACAAAUUAAAAUACUGCAAAAGAUUCCAAAGGUUUUUCGUACUUUUUCACAAUAAUUUUUUCGCUCCUUAAAAGUUCUAACGCAGGGAAACUCUUGGCGAAUAUUCUCUAGAUCGCGAAACUUAGAGAUCUUUACCUGUCCAAAGAGAUGAAAGAAUUGAAAAACUGACCGCUUCGCGAGGAACAAUAAGUUGUCCGGUCGGGUUCGGAGUGGUUGCGAUUUUUCUCUUCGGAAACGAAAUGACAGAAAGAUGUCGACAUUCGCGAACGAAUGUUACGCUAAGGAAAUCCCAGACAUUGUGAAGUUGUCACGUCUCCAUCGAACGGCGGGUAUCGUAUAAAUACCUCCGAGUCACCGACAUCAAUCAUCAGAAUACUUGGAGACAUCGUGUCUAGGGUACAACAGUAGUCGUCACGAGACAACAAUCAUGCAGUUCUUCUCGACAAUUUUAUUGGCAGCGUUGGCAGUUCUUGCCGUAGGGAUUCUCGACACCUCGGCGACCCCCAUUAGAUACGUCACACCAAAACCGGGUGUUCAUUAUAAAAUCCGUGUGGUUACACCAAAACCGGGAAUCCGUUAUCUUCGUUCAGUUGAUGACGAUGGAUUUUUGGCCGACUCGGACGUCGAGAUAUCGAGUCUUCAAAAUGAUCGACUUCCAAGAGCUGUGGAGACAAGGGAAAGAGUGCAGGGAACGACCGAAGCUAGCAGACUAGAUCGUGAAAUCAUCUUGGAUGCGAAUAGUCCGCAGGCCCAAGAAACAAAGCUCUCGUUAGAGAGGCGACGGUUUCUGCGAUCGGCGGAAGCAAUAGCUGCAGCCGAAGACGAUGAAAUUCUCAAAGUACUGAACACGGUCGAAGAAGUUCAACACGCCAUCAGCAGACGAAGCCCCGAGCGGGUUGUCAUCAACUACAAACCUCCCCCACCAAAUGAUCCGCGGUACGCGAGGUUUGCGGAGAUUGAAGAAAUCGAAGACCUCGAAGAAUGAGGAAUGACCAUCGAAUAAUCGUGUUCUUAUUAUUAGAAAUUAUUAAUGAAAUUGAUACCCAACCCCAGGGGGUUGAAUACUGUAAAAGUCAAUUAAUUAAUAAACAUUGAUCAAUAAACAUUACUUUCAAUGUCACGUGUAAACGUAUUACAGCUGAUGUUCGUUGUUUCAUCUACGAAAAAAUAACCAUCGAAUAAUAUCAUUGCUCCCCCCGUUAAUUCCGUAUUGUUUGAGUUAUUCUGAAAAAGUUCGACAAAGUUCCCUUUUCAAUUCCAUAACGCGUACACGGUGUUUACUCAAUUCGGAAAUACUGGAGCGAUUAAAAAAUUUCACGUCAAUAGUUAUUCGUGUACCAUACCGCUGAAAUGAGAGAAAAAAAUCAAUUCCGAAAAACAAAUUUACGCCUUACCGUAAAAAUGAAACGAUAUUCGUUACACCAAAACCAAAAUUUUACGACCUCAACUAAUUACUUCUACAACUGUUCUUCCGCCAUGCCAUAUUUAUUUUUCAAAGAAAGACGAUAAGCCGUGAAUCGUACACGCGCGUGAGUAUACGGAACAAGUGUCGAAAAAACCCCUAAUAACACCGCUGAGAUAAAAAUAAUUGCGUUCGAAUGAUAUAUGUUCAUAGUUAUGCUGCACCGAUGCGAUACUACAUCAACGUGACAUGCAAAAUAUUCGCGAAAAUAUAUGUACCUAUAAUCUAGCCACGGUCGAGACCCGCAAUCGAUGAUUGUUUGUUCAUCCGUAUGCGCCGUUAUUAACAUCGUAUCAGUUGAUCACCGAUAAAUACCUGCCCCCACAAGCGACUGCGGGCAGGCACACGGUGUGAAUAUAUACCUCCGAAUCGUCGGCGUCAAUCAUCAAAAUACUUGGAGACAUCGAGUCUACGGUACAACAGUAGUCAUCACGAGACAACAACCAUGCAGUUCUGCACGACAAUUUCGUUGGUAGUGUUGGCAGUUCUUGUCGUCGGGAUUAUCGAGACUUCGGCACUUCCUAGCGAACGACCUUACCGAUCGGCUGCACCUACCCUAGAAGAGAGGGAGAUUUUCCAACUGCUGAAUCCCGGCAAGCCGAUUCCAGAAGAAUUAUACAAACGUUCUGCUAACCAAGACGAGAGAGAAGUUUUCCAACUGCUGAAUCCCGGCAAGCCGAUUCCACCAGAAUUAUACAAACGUUCUGCUGGCAAAGACUCUAACGAGCCUGACCUGAUGUCCCUAGGGUUAUAGUGAUGAAAAAAUUAUUCGUGACUCAACGACCACCUUGCCGUUCGAUUCUGAUACUAUAUGCCGGUUAUAUUUGACGAUUGAUUUUAGAAGGAAAUAAAAAUGACGGAGAGUCGGAACAAUAUCAAGAUUAUUCGACACCCCCUGCAAGAAAACGAUAUUAUACGAACGCUAAUUGGAUGUGCGAAAAAAAAUCGAGUAUCGAGUCAUCGAAAGGUCAGUUACACGCCUCCGAUGGAUUGUUGAUAUUCAAGCGGCCUGCGUUUUUUUCUCUUUUUCUCUCACCUUUUGGUCUUGCUCAAUAAUAAUGAUUGUAAUAACAAUGAUAAUUUUCAAAAGAAGAAAAGAAAUUUCAUAUUGUAUAAUGUAUACGCAAUAAAUCAAAACACUUUCUUCAU